Molecule: messenger RNA, 2991 nt
Organism: Armigeres subalbatus
Lineage: Eukaryota; Metazoa; Arthropoda; Insecta; Diptera; Culicidae
Product: probable basic-leucine zipper transcription factor Q
Exons: 7
Coding region: 440-2641 (733 amino acids)
Source: RefSeq, a predicted model, not a curated record
AUUUACAGGCGGGCGGGCGGAUGGCAAAAACUUGGCAAGUUUUCUCAACUGUCUCCACCGUUCGAGCUAGCCGUCGUCGAUGGCGGUAGAUUAGUAUCGAUUCGAACGCGUCGUUAUACGGUCGGUUGUGCGGAGUUUCCAGUGGAGCGCGACAAUAAAAAAAAACAUCAACUGCAGACGGAAUAAGUGAACAAAACUGGCGCAAAAAUUGGCGGUGGAGAUGGCCUCUAGUGAUACGUGAUGUGAAAUGCUAAAAAAAAAAUCACUGUGGAAUGCUGUUAUCAAGCGUGUCCGUGUUGAUAUUUGAUUGAUGUUGUAAAGUGGAUAUGAUCAUUUUAAUAAAUUGAAAAGUUCAACAUAUUGAUGAUAAUUAAAAAAGGAAAUAAUUAAAUAAAUCAGUGCAGUGAAGAAGAUCAACAGUGAAACAUUAAGUGCCAAAAUGAAGUACACACCAUUCCUCGUAUUCCUAGCGAUAAGUUCAACAUACGCCGACUACCCGCCAUACAAGCCGAUGUUUAGCGGAAGCUUCUCCAAGCCCUCGUUAAUACAUCCACUAUGGGCAUCCAAACACGCCGCCAGUCAAGCCGCUCUGAAGCAGUACAUGGUGCAGCUGCGAAGUGGGUCUCGAUUGUCACCGGUAGCUGUCCGACCGGGGCCAGCAAUGAUGAUGAGCCUCAAACGUCCGGUGAAGUCCAUCUUCUCGCCGACAUACACAAUGCUGAAGCAACCGUUGAUAAAACGACCACUGAUAGGAUCUGCCGCCCAGUCGCCAUUCGUGCUGAAUCUGACUUUGAAGCCCAAAUUCCAGAGCUCACCGCCGGGACCAAAAACGGGGGAAAUUGUCUACGAGAAACUGAAACCUUUGGUUUCCACCAGCGGACGACUAACUUCCCCCAAGGAUGGAGCGAUUCAUACGAUUCCGGCACCGAACCUGGCCGGUAGCAAUACCAAACCGUUGCACCAGCUGAAGAUAACAUCGUUCGAGGAUAGCAACCACCUGGAGAUCGAUAUCCAGAAGCCGACCAAGGCGGCGUUCCCCGCCAAGAGCACUUAUGCCUCGCCCUCGCCCACCUACGGCGCACUAUCGACGCCACAACCAAUUGCACCAUUCCUUCAUCAUCAUCACACACCGUAUCCGCCUGUUCCGGCCCACCAAUAUCAGGUCACUGAAGAUCACACCAAUGACAUAACGCUGAGAAAUCCAUUUUCUGGUCAAAAGACCUACUUCGCUCCAGAUCCUGAUCCGUCACUGCCGAGCAAGACAGUAACACCCACUUCGGACCCACUCAGCGAACCCAGCAAUGGAAAAUACCUUCCCAAUGACCUGCUUAUUCAGGCGCAAACUCAAGCCCAAACCCAGUAUCUCCCUCAGCCUAACACUGCCCCACUGAUACAAAAACCGUACUACGAACUUGUCAACGCAGCUGCCCCACAACCGGGCUACGCCAUUCCCUUGGCCACCCAGCCCCAACUUCAACAGCACAUUCUCCAACAGACAUCAAUGCUGCAGGGAAUGCCAGUAUCGCUCUACAACCCAACCUAUCUCGUGACCCAGUCCAAUAACCUUUUCAACAACCACCAACAGCAGCUGCAAACGAACCUUUUCAAACCAGAGUCAAGCUUUUUGGGAGCUGUCCAGGCCCCUCAACCGGAUCCAGGAAAUAUUGUAUUCAACCCGUAUUCGUUCAAGCACGGAGAACCUGCUGCAAGCACAGGCCAAAUACUUGCCGCGACACAAGAUCAACUCCAGGAACUACAAAGUGCUGUCACCCAGAUACAACUGAAUGACCUUCAAUCGCAACACUCCAACGAUGUACCGACGUAUGCUCAACUUGUCGGCCACGAACAACUUACACUCCACCAACAGCAGAUUCCACAGCAGAGUCAGCUUGAACAAGAACUCCAACAACAGCUUAUCGAGCAACACGACAAAACUUCACGGCACCAACUUACGGAAGGCGAAAUCUCUAACCUCCUGAACUACGGAACCAUAAAUCUACACAAUCAGCUCUCCUCAAACGAUUACUAUCAUUACAAUGUUGAGCAAGAACAACAACAACAACAACAACAACAACACCCACAAGCUGGUUUUCAACAGCAUCAGUAUCAAACAACGCUUCCUCAACCACAGCCAACCUAUUACGAUCUAUCCGAAAGACAGGCCGAAAACGAUAAAAUUCUUGCUCAAGCACAGCAAGAUCUUUACCAGCAACAGCAGCAGACCGUUCCAACCCAGUCGUCGGACUAUCUGCUAGCCUAUCAGGAACAUCAGCAGGCCGUCGCCAACGCUCUUGGCGCUACAAACGAAGCGCAGACCACCAAACGAGCAACGGAAGAUCCAAAAACAACGACGGCACCACUCCGGAUAUUUGUCCCCGAUGCGGAAAACGAGUAUCCAAACAGCGUUAAAGCGCAGAAGCGAAUGGACGAGCUGAACUACGAGUAUGCCGACGACGAAGAUGGAGCCAAUUUGUUUAACACGGAACCGAGUGCCAGAAAAGAGGACGAAAAUACACCAUCGUCAGAACGCCAGGAAGAUUCAACAGGAGAUGGCCGAGUCGACAGUGAGAUAGACACUGAACAUAUCGAAUACGACAGCGAUUUCUACCAGCCGCAGUACAGUAAUCAUCGAUUAGAUUGAAAACUUUGACGUAGAUGUUGAAGACCGAAAUACUCAAUGUGCUAAAGUGAUAAUCAUGCUCAAAUUUUGUAAACCGAUGGUCAGUUUUCAGACCAGUUUUCGUGUGUCGAGGAGGAAGCGUGUGACAAACAAGUUGGCGUGCGUGUUUUGGAAGGUUGACUUCGGAAAUUCUAAUGCAAUACAAAGCCAAUCGAUUCGUUUGUAACGAUUCUACAGUAUAGGAACCUAGUGAAUGUCUAUUGAAACGUUAUUUAUUAGCUAAUUUUAGUGGCGAACAAUAGUUCCACGAAACUUAAUUUAUUUAUUUUAAUAAAAUUCCUUUUAUUUUCCCACAAAUGAAAGAAAAAUAC